Nanorana parkeri is the source of this 737-nucleotide messenger RNA. Its product is annotated as ribonuclease inhibitor-like. The transcript has 5 exons. Gene Ontology annotation, biological process: positive regulation of inflammatory response. The coding region runs from base 1 to 729 and encodes 242 amino acids. Gene Ontology annotation, cellular component: cytoplasm. Gene Ontology annotation, molecular function: protein binding. The record is from RefSeq and is a predicted model, not a curated record. NCBI's taxonomy places the organism in Eukaryota, Metazoa, Chordata, Amphibia, Anura, Dicroglossidae.
AUGUGUAUGUCACUGAAAUGUGUCUUAUUCACUCCUUACAGGCUCAGUGACAAUAAAUUCAGAGAUGACGGAGUCAAAUUUUUAUGUUCAGCAUUAAAACACCCCGAGUGCAAGAUACACACCCUGUGUUUGCAACAAACUGGACUGACGGACCGUGCCUGCUCGUACCUAGGACCUGCACUACGUGAGAACAAGUCCCUAAGAAGUCUUCUGCUGUCUUACAACAGGCUGGAGGGGCCUCACUUUGGUGACCUGGUGGCGGCUUUGUCCAGCCCGCCAUGUCAAUUAGAGGAACUGGAUUUGAGCAGCACCUCCCUGACGGACACUUCCUGCUCCCCGUUGGCAUUGGGAAUAAGAAAUAACCAAUCUCUGAAGAUACUCAGCCUGUCGUACAAUCAUUUGACCGGUCCUUACUUUGGUGACAUGAUGGAGGCUUUGUCCAGUCCAAGCUGCACGGUAGAGCAAUUGAUGUUGCAGGAGAUUUUGCUAGAGGAUGAACACCUCCCAUUGCUGGUACCUCUGAGUAACAACAAGAACCUCACGUAUCUAGAGCUGAACCAUAACAACCUCACCGGUGCCUCCACCGCUCACCUCCGAGAGCUCAUCCUGCAGUCGCCCAGCCUGAAGGAGAUCUGCCUCUAUUUUAAUCAUAGACUGCCCCGUGAAGACAGAAGAUCAUUGUUGGAACUGAGAGCUCAGAAACCAGGCCUUGAAAUUUCAAUCGACUGAACUCAAUG